UCAUUCAAACCCCUCCGCAGAUUCUACACUCACGUACUUGUUCAGUCUUUCGAUGACCGACAAACCGAGACCAACCCAUUUUUGCUCGCUUUCUUCUCUGUUGUUUGAUACACUGCAUUUGUAGUGAGGAUCUGUAGAAUUUACUUCUUAGUCUGCUCGUUCUCUUGAGAUUUCAAGAAAAAAAGAAGAAGAAAGCUUAAGUUGCUAUCAAUUUUGGGUUUUAACUCGUAUGAGUAUUUAGGAUUCUUGAGAUUGUAAACGUUGAAUCACAUUGCAACAGUUCCCACCUUCAGCUCAAAGUGUUAGUGCCACAAUGGUUCUUGGUCUGAAUGUGAAAAACAAGAAAGGUUCCUUUGUUCAGGUUGACUAUCUUAUCCACAUUCAGGAGAUAAAACCUUGGCCCCCAUCACAAUCCCUGAGAUCGCUUCGCAAUGUCCUCAUUCAGUGGGAAAAUGGUGACCGCAAUACAGGGUCUACUAACACUGUUGUACCAUCACUUGGGUCUGUUGUUGGUGAAGGAAAAAUUGAGUUUAAUCAGUCUUUUAGGCUACCCGUGACUCUUCUGAGGGAAAUGCCAAUCAGAGGUAGGGAUAGUGAGACAUUCCAGAAGAACUGUUUAGAAUUCCAUUUGUAUGAGCCUCGGAGGGAUAAGAAUAUGUUGUUGGCAACUUCUGUUAUAGACUUGGCAGAAUAUGGCGUUGUUAAAGAGACCUUAAGCUUAAGUGCGCCAAUGAACAGCAAGAGGAGCUUUAAGAACACGUCUGAACCGGUCUUGUACAUAAAAAUCAAUCCCGUUGAAAAGGGUUCCACGAGCUCUUCUUUAAGAGACAGCUUGAAAAAGGAAGCCUUGCUGGACAAAAAUGGUCUUGAAUCUGUCUCUGCCAUGAUGAAUGAGGAAUACACUAAGGAAGCUGGAAAUGCCUCUUUCCAAGAUGAUGAUAUUUCCUCACACACUUCUCAGGCAGCUUCUUCUGCUUUCCAGUCUAAUGGGGAAUUACCACUUCAAAGUAAAGAGAAUGGAUUAAACAAACUGAAAGAGAGCAACAGAGUGGCUAGCAUACAACAUUCCUUGGCUUCAAAGGUGGGCUCUGUAAAUUCACAUAUGAUGUUGCGGAAUGCAUCACAUGAAAACCUGGAGAGGAAAUCAUAUUCAGCUACUUCUGUAGACUUGUUUUCUGAUCUUGGCAGUGCAGAAAAUCAUCAUGUGUCUAUGGCAAGCUCUCCUAAUUCUUCUCCAAUAUCAAUCCUGGAAAAUGGCAUUGGCCAUGGUCUUCAUUCAUCUUCAUCAUCUUUCACUUAUGAGAACAAAGAGGACGAGAGUAUUGCCAUCCUGGAAAAGAACAAUAAUGGAGAAUUUAGUCAGGAGCGUGAUGCUCACCAGAGCUGUAAUAACUCAUCUUUUUAUUCUCCAGUGGCAGUGCAGUCCUUACAUGACAGUUCUGAGGUGGUUGAGGAGAUGGCAUCUGGAACAGGUUCCCCAGAGGAUGCAACAGCUCCUGAUCAUAUGAAUAAUGAUUUCGUGGAGGAUAUAGAUGAAAUCAAACAACAAGAUGGACAUGAGAAACAAAAUUUUGAAAUGAGCAAGCAUGCUUUGCAAGAUACAUCAUUAAAUAUAUCAUCAGAAGAGGCUAUCAGAAAUCAAACUUCACUGGGAAAUGAUGCACUUCCUUUCACCAGUGAAAAUAUCCUUAAAACAGAGAGGUUAAAGCAUGGGAAGUCUGUUCGGUCGCUAUCAGAUGUGGCCAGGAGCUGUGAUGGUAAUCAGCAAAGUGGAGGGAAGCACGUCAACAAUUCUGGAUACUUGCACAAUGGUGCAGGAAGCCUCAGAAGCAAUGACGUAAAAGAUGCUAAGAUUUAUCCAAAGCUUACUGCCGUCUCCAAUUUAGACAGCAAUGUCCAGCAUCUGGAGCAUAAAAUAAAGAUGCUCGAGGGAGAGUUAAGAGAAGCUGCUGCGAUUGAGGCCGCUCUUUACUCGGUGGUUGCCGAGCAUGGAAGUUCAAUGAGUAAGGUCCAUGCUCCAGCACGACGCCUUUCUAGGCUGUAUCUUCAUGCUUGCAGGGAAAGCUCCCAAUUAAGAAGAGCUAGUUCAGCUAGAAGUGCUGUUUCAGGGUUAGUUCUGGUUGCAAAAGCAUGCGGAAAUGACGUCCCCAGGUUGACUUUUUGGUUAUCAAAUUCUGUUGCCUUGAGAGCAAUAUUAAGCCGAGAAGUCAAGGAUGCGGAGCUUCCAUCUUCUGCUGGCUCACAUGCAGCAAAGAAUGGUCCUGGAGAGGGAAACAAAGCAUCAUCAUCCCCUUUAAAAUGGAAGAAGUCUUCUCCCAGUGUAAAGGAUAGCUCAGGUUUUUUGUAUGGAAGUGUUAGCAACUGGGAGGAUCCACAGACAUUUAUGUCUGCAUUGGAAAAAGUUGAAGCUUGGAUCUUCUCCCGAGCUGUUGAGUCUAUCUGGUGGCAGACCCUGACUCCACACAUGCAUUCUGCUACCACAAAGUCAUUUGAUGAAGGUCUUGGUUAUGGCUCAAGGAAUAUAUGUGGAAGGACACCUGAUUCAUGUGAUCAAGAACAGGAGAACUUCUCAUUAGACCAUUGGAAGAAUGCUUUCAAGGACGCCAGUGAAAGACUUUGUCCUGUUCGAGCUGGAGGGCAUGAGUGUGGCUGCUUGCCUGUGCUGGCUAGAAUGGUAAUGGAGCAGUGCAUUGCGAGAUUAGAUGUGGCCAUGUUCAAUGCCAUUCUUCGUGAAUCUGCUGAUGAGAUACCAACUGAUCCUGUGUCUGACCCCAUAAGCAACUCCAAGGUUCUGCCUAUUCAAGCUGGGAAAACAAGCUUUGGAUCCGGUGCACAACUAAAAAAUGCGGUUGGAACUUGGUCUAGAUGGCUGACUGACCUUUUUGGUAUGGAUGAUGAGGAAUCACUUGACAAUGAGCAUGAUGUUACUGAGAAUGAAGAAGUGAGGCAAGAUACAUCCUUCAAGUCAUUCCAUCUCCUCAAUGCACUAAGCGAUCUCAUGAUGCUUCCUAAGGACAUGCUCCUAAGCAGAUCCGUCAGAAAAGAGGUUUGCCCAACAUUUGGUACACCAUUGAUCAAGAUGGUUCUUGACAACUUUGUCCCAGACGAAUUUUGCCCAGACCCGAUUCCAGAUGAUGUGUUUGAAGCUAUAAACUCUGAGGAGACUUUGGAGGCUGAGGACUCUGUCACAAAUUUCCCACUCAGUGCUGCAGCUCCAGUCUAUUCAUCACCUUCAGCUACUUCCAUUUCUGUUCUUAUUGGAGAGGAAGGAAGUCGGUGCAAACUGAGGAGAAGCGGGUCUUCGGUGGUUAGAAAAUCAUACACAAGUGACGAUGAGCUUGAUGAGCUGAAUUCGCCAUUGGAGUCACUCUUCAUUAAUGCCUCGGAGCCUUUACUUUUACCAGUAAAGCCAAAGAGAGAAGGAAAUGCUAUCCGAUAUGAACUCCUCCGGGACAUAUGGACCAGCAGCGAGUAAUGGUUCGAGUUAGUUACCAAUAUAUGUAAAGAAUCAGUGCUUCUUCUUAUUUUCCUAUUGAGCUGUAAAUAUGUAGUCAAGUUUUAGUCUUAAGGUUUGUCCAUGUGAUGAUGUACGGAAUUACUUUGUCAAAUACAUGGUAUGGUAUGGUGAACCAAGGUGUUAGAGCACCCACA
Molecule: messenger RNA, 3651 nt
Organism: Tripterygium wilfordii
Lineage: Eukaryota; Viridiplantae; Streptophyta; Magnoliopsida; Celastrales; Celastraceae
Exons: 10
Coding region: 314-3475 (1053 amino acids)
Cellular component (GO): nuclear pore
Source: RefSeq, a predicted model, not a curated record